Molecule: messenger RNA, 2303 nt
Organism: Carica papaya (papaya)
Lineage: Eukaryota; Viridiplantae; Streptophyta; Magnoliopsida; Brassicales; Caricaceae
Gene: ACS10
Product: ACC synthase 10
Biological process (GO): biosynthetic process; amino acid metabolic process
Molecular function (GO): aromatic-amino-acid:2-oxoglutarate transaminase activity; pyridoxal phosphate binding; L-aspartate:2-oxoglutarate transaminase activity
Source: RefSeq, a predicted model, not a curated record
UUUUAAAUUAUUAAUGAAAAAUUGAGAAAAUGAUAAACAAAAUCAGAGGCUGUACACCCUCUUCUUCUUCUCCCUCGAAACUAUCUCCUUCUGCGUCUCUUCUUCUCUGUGUUCUCAGGCAAUUGCCAACCAAAAACCAUUUAUUCCAGCCCAAACCCGAUCGUCCUUAUGAGAAUAAAUUUACCGAGUGAGUAGUCUUCAUGACUACACUGUAAUGACCGGAACCGGAUUCUCGCGGCUGCGGAGUCCCGAGCCCGACCCGGAUACGAAACAAACAACAAGUGGAGCUGGAGGAGGAACAGCCAUGAGAGUCAUAGUCCCUUUACAAGGAGUGGCGCAAGGGAGAGGAGGGCUGGUGUUAGGCUCAGUUAUCCCCUGCGCGCUAUUUUACUUUCUCCAGUUCUAUCUAAAACGGCACCGUAAUGAACCCAAAGACCCCAACUCUCCUGCGUCCGAGAAGGCAACGGGUUCUCCCACCCAAUCUCCAUCCCAGUCGGCGGGCCAACUGACAGAGCUUCCUGGGUUGCCACGGUCUUUGUCUCGGCCGCUUCUGUCGCCGAGAACAGCGGGAGGACCCGUUUCCUUGUCUGGUCGGGCAAAUAGUAUAUUGAAGUGUAGUGACUCUCCAUACGAUAUUGGGUUGAUACGGGUCGAGGAGGACCCAUACGACGAGCUGGGUAAUCCGGAUGGUGUCAUACAGCUGGGUUUAGCCGAGAACAAGUUGUCGUUGGAUUUGGUUAAAGAUUGGCUUGCGGAGAAUGCUAGGGAAGCGAUAUUAGGUGGUGGAAGGAGAGAAUUAAAUGUUAACGCCAUUGCUACUUAUCGACCCUUUGAUGGCUUGAUGGAUUUGAAAGUGGCUGUGGCAGGAUUCAUGUCUCAAGUCAUGGAGAAAGCAGUUUCCUUCAAACCCUCACAAUUAGUGUUAACAGCUGGUGCAACACCAGCAAUUGAGAUGCUUAGCUUUUGCUUAGCAGAUGCUGGAAAUGCAUUUCUUGUUCCCACACCAUAUUACCCUAAUUUUGACAGGGAUGUCAAGUGGCGAACUGGGAUAGAGAUUAUUCAUGUUCCUUGCCGAAGUGCAGACAAUUUCAAUAUUAGUAUAACAGCCCUUGAUCGAGCAUUUAGCCAAGCAAAGAAGCGUGGUCUAAAAGUGCGGGGGAUUAUAACUUCAAAUCCAUCAAAUCCUGUUGGCAAUCUUAUGAAUCGAGAAACAAUUUACAGCCUUCUGGACUUUGCCAGAGAAAAGAACAUCCACAUAAUCUCCAAUGAAAUAUUUGCAGGGUCCACGCAUGGGAAUGAAGAAUUUGUGAGCAUGGCAGAAAUUAUUGAAUCUGAAGAUAUUGACCGUGACAGAGUGCAUAUUGUAUAUGGUUUGUCAAAUGAUCUCUCUUCUCCAGGCUUCCGGGUGGGAGCUAUCUAUUCCUUGAAUGAAAAUGUUCUUGCUGCUGCUAGAAAACUUACAAGGUUCUCAUCUAUUUCAGCCCCAACACAGCAAUUGCUUAUAUCUAUGCUUUCCGAUACUGAAUUUGUUAAAAGGUUUAUUGAGAUUAACAGGGAAAGACUUGGAAGAAUGUAUGUACGAUUUGUGGCAGGUUUGCAAGAACUGGGCAUUGAGUGCACAAAGAGCAAUGGGGGUUUCUACUGUUGGGCUGAUAUGCGUGGGUUUAUUCCCUCGUAUAGUGAGAAGGGGGAGCUUGAGCUUUGGAACAAAUUGUUAAAUGCAGCUAAAGUCAAUGUGACACCUGGUUCUUGUUGUCACUGUAUUGAACCUGGAUGGUUUCGCUUCUGUUUUACUACAUUGAAGGAAAAAGAUAUACCUGUGGUAAUAGAACGGAUUCGGACAGUUGUUGAAACAUGUAAAUCUCUAGGAUGAAGUGCUGUUGAUUUAUUUUCAUGGAAUUAGAUUACACAUUUUUCCCUUGGAGGCUAUUUAAUGGUUGCUGCCUUGAAGCCCCAUUCUGCAAGGACAAAUUUCAGUACACAAUCUUUACCAUAAUAUUUAUUAGGAUUUGUACAUAUUUCAGAAGCUUUGAGGCUUGAAAUUGGAGGUGAGUGGUAGCAACUUAGUUUAAGUGUAAAGAGUCCUCCCAUAUGCAACUUAUUGGCCUCUCUUGUUUGUUUUUGCAUUCGUAUGCAAUUUUGACAAUUAGAGCAUUUGUUUGUAAAAGAUUAAAGACAGAAUUAUUUUUGAUGUACUACUUGUGUUAAAUAUGAGGGCAAUGCUAUCUAAGUUGUGAAUUCGUCGACAUAUGGCCGGCGCCCUGUGUAAGGAAAAGAAAUGGGAAUGAGAAAUUUGAUUUUGA